Nilaparvata lugens (brown planthopper) is the source of this 4757-nucleotide messenger RNA. Its product is annotated as nose resistant to fluoxetine protein 6. The coding region runs from base 196 to 2370 and encodes 724 amino acids. Gene Ontology annotation, molecular function: acyltransferase activity, transferring groups other than amino-acyl groups. The transcript has 14 exons. The record is from RefSeq and is a predicted model, not a curated record. Lineage: Eukaryota; Metazoa; Arthropoda; Insecta; Hemiptera; Delphacidae.
UCUUCUUCGAGAGCCGAAGACUCGAAAACACCUCAGUCAGUUGUGGAGGAGGUCCCUAACCUACCUCAGCGGUGCAGUGGUCAGUGAGUCGGUUGGUGGAUGAGUUAGUUAAUUACUCACUCAUUGUAAUUACUAGAGAUUAUUACUCAUCAAUUAUCAGAAUAAUUAGUGAGCAGUAAUUGGAUAAUAGGGGGCAUGGAGUGCCAAGUUUAUUUGAAAUUUAUACUAGUUUUGGUAGCCUCUCUUGGAUAUAUUGGAUGCGUCGAUGCUGGAAAAAUUGUGAGCGCAAACAGCGAUGACUUCGAGUCGAGACUUCUGGAGAUUCCUGAAAGGUUCAGACAGAUCUCGCAGAUCGCCUACCCAGACGGACUGCCUGACAGUUUGCUCGAUUUCUAUUCGCUGACCAAUGCAAGCAAUCAGAUUUGCGCCAGUCACAGUGCUCACUACAGACAGGCUCUGCUGAGGUUCGAGAGAUGGGCUGUUCAGAUGCUCGACUCGUCCGGAAAAUUCCCGUCGGGCCUGAUGCAUGCACAUUUCCACGCGAUGGGGAACUACGAGGAAUGCCUAGAAGUUGCAGCCAUCGCUCCAUUCCAGGUCCAACACUGCAUGGUGCAGUUUGGCAAUUUAGUGCGCUUUCCGAAGGGACCCAUUGAUUGGGAUAAAGUGGAAACAGUGAUAGGUGGCUUGCCGGUGCUUAAGCCACUGCUCUCGGUAGGCUUGUGCCUGCCCGCUGGAUGCGGCAAGGAAGAGAUAAUCGAUCAUUAUCGGAACUUUGCAUCUAAGUAUAAUGUGACUGUUCAAAUGAACAAGUACAGUUGCACAGCCAGUGAUGAGAAAAAGCCCUUCACUUGGCUCGAGAUUAUACUAUUAGACUUUGUGCUGAUGUUAACCAUCAUAGUAGUUAUAGCAACAAUUGUCGACAUGAACUUCCCGGAGAAAGGAGAACCAGGUGUUGGCCGUGAUCUCCUCAACUGUUUCUCGUUUAUCAGAAACGGACGAGCAAUUUUCAAAACGGAAACCACAAAACGUCCCUUGGCCACUUUGAAUUCGUUCCGUUUUCUGAGCGUGACUUGGGUGAUUAUCUGCCAUCACUACCUGUUCAGCGUUCUCAGGCCCGCUGUCAACUAUUUGGAAAUGUCACAGUUAUUCACCAGAAUCUAUGCAGCUCCAAUAUUGAAUGGGUUAUUGGCAGUGGACAAUUUCAUCCUGAUGAACGGCCUUCUUCUGUCCUACCUGUUCCUGGAAGCUAUGCACAAGGGUCACAAAUUCAACAUUAUCCUGUUCUACUUGCACAGACUUGUCAGAAUUCUACCGGGAUACAUUUUGCAGUUGAUUAUCACAAUGACACUAGUGUCAAGAUACUACAGUGAAGGACCGCUAUGGAAGAACUUCAUGGAAAGGCAUACAGAGAACUGCAUGGAAUCUUGGUGGACUAAUAUAUUGUUCAUUAAUAACUACGUCAACGUUGAUAAACAGUGUAUACCAUCAACAUGGUACCUAUCACUUGAUAUGCAACUGCAUUUCGCGGCCCCAAUAUUUCUGCUCUCAAUUUGGAGAUGGAAACGCUUUGUCAAAUAUGGAAUACCGCUAUUCAUUGUGCUCGCCAAUAUUAUUGCAUUUUUGAAUUCCUACAUCGGUCAGUUCCCAGCUGGUUCCAUUAUUGCAAGAGAUUUGAAGACUGUUCACACGUAUCCUUAUGAGUACAUCACGACCCACAAUAAACUUGGACCUUGGUUUAUUGGCUUGGGAUUGGGAUACAUACUUUACUACGCCAGAGAAAAGCCAAUCAAACUAACAGCGCCAAUGGUGAAGCUAGGCUGGACCCUGAGCUUUGUUUUCGGCAUGGGAGUGAUAAUGAGCAUCUCCUACUUCCAUCAGGAUAGCACGGAAUACAACAGAUGGCUGUCCUCUACCUACUCAGGUCUGCAUAGUACUAUAUGGGCGUUCUGCAUAUCUUGGGUCAUAUUCGCCUGCGAAACCGGAUAUGGAGGCGGUGUGAAAAAGUUCCUAGCCUGGCGAGUUUUCCAGCCUCUGGGAAAACUGACGUUCGGAAUUUUCAUGUGCCAUAUUGGAAUUCAGUACGGAAACUCUAGUGCCAGUAAAGCAUCAGGCUACAUCGAAAUUGUACCCAUGGCCACAAACAUUCUUGGUGAAAUAACGGCUUGCAUCUUAGUGACGCCACUCCUAUCAUGUUUCUAUGAAGCUCCCUACAUCUGUCUUGAAAGGCUCUACAUAAAUAGAUGUAUAAUAGGACCAAAGCAGAAACGCGACCAAGAAAUGAAGGAAAGAACAAAAUCUAUGAAUGGUGGAAGUGGAGAAGAAACACAAAAACUGAAUGGAAACUCAAACCACAACGCAACAAUAUGCUGAACCAUUCACGAACUAUUGAUGAAUGGAAUAGUAAAAUAACAAUCUCUGAUGAGAAUUCUUUCGACAACUAGUUGCUGGGUCGAGUUCAAAGUCAUGAAUGGAUUAGUGAUAUUAGGUGUUAGAAAAGAAUUCGAAUAAAUUUACAAAUCAUAUUAUUUCUCGAACCAGAUUAGAAUUUAUGGAUGGAAUAGUAGAAAGGACAUUGAAUGAGAAAUUAUUCAUUUCUUAUCAAAAUACAAUCAUCGGCUAAACCAAGAUGGAGUCUUGAAGUCAAUGACUAAUGUAAUCUGUUUGUGAGUUCGGAUAGAAGUUAAUGCUAAACCAAAUCAGAAUACAUGAAUGAAAUAGUUGAAUAAGAUGUUAGGAUAGUUCCAGGUUCUCCAUUCUACAUAGUUGGAAUGUUUUGAAUGAUAGUUAAACAAGUACGUAAUGGCCGUUUUUUUGCUAAACAUUGAGAAACAUAGCAGGCUACAGGUAGACUAUAACAAGGCUUCGUAGAUUCAAUGUCAAAUGUCAGAGUUUAAGUGUGAGGUCACUGUUAGAUCAGAGGUCAAUGCAAGGUAUUUUUAGCGUUUAGUGAUGCUCCCGGUUCAGACAAUACUGAGAAAAAUUUUGUGUUGUGAAUAUCUGAUUAGUUAUCACUUAAAAUGUUGCAAACUUAUCUUUGACAAGAUGAUAAUAAGGUCCUUCUGAAAUGAAUGAUUUUUUGUUUCACUCACGUUUUUCAAGCAAUUAGAUUGUAACGCACUCAAAAGCCGCAGUGUCUUUUACACGAACCAAAUUCUACACGCUAUCUGAUGUUAAGCCUGAAAGCAUUCAGCAAAUGGAGACGUCUCUCAUCGAUUGAUACACAAACGAGUGGCUACAAUCACGAUACAUUUUAUAUCUCAUUUAUAGUCCAGUCAACGAUAGAUUAUAGAGGGAAAAGUUUGAAAAACCUAUUUUUGACCCCGCAGCUCUUCUAAGGAUAGUUAGGGGGUGAACAUAUCAAAAGUCCUCACCACUACCACCUUUGGGCGGGGCUGGUCUGGUUGGUACCAUAUUUUGGUUUUUUGUAUAUAUCUCGAACAAUAUGCGUCUUUCGGAAAUUCAUGUCGAACACAAAAUUGAAGUUUACAAAUUAGCCUACAAGUUUUAUCUGUAACAUUUUUCCAUAUCUGUCAUAGCUUUCUUGAUAUGAGCUCUUGAAGGUGUCACAAUUUGAAUACAAACCCUUCCGGCUCCGAUUUUUUCAGCUUUUUGACCUUAUAACUUUUUAACUAUUGAUUGGAUAGAUCCGUGCUAAUCAUGAGCUCAUAUAGCAUCAUAUUCUAUUCAAUUUGAUGUUGGAUUAUAUCUUGCAUCUCCCUACGAUUGUUGCAGCCGUGAUAGUGUUAAGUGUAAAAUCUUCAGUUUUACAACAAUAGAUCAAUUGACAAAGAAAUCUGGAAGGAACAAUUGGAACACAAUAUUAUUUGACUCUAUAGCUUUGUUUGGACUACUUAGAAGGUAAACAUAUCAAAAGUCCUCAUUCCUACCCCUUGUGCUUAAGGAAUAAGGGCUUAAGGGAUGAAUUUGUAAGCUUCAAUUUUGUAUUCAACAUAAAUUUCCGAAAGACGCAUACUUUUCAAGUUUCAAGUUUUAUAUUGUUCGAGAUGUAUACAAAAAAACAAAAUAUGAUACUUUCAAACCACCGCAACCCACUUAGCACAGGUGGUAGGGGUAAGGACUUUUGAUAUUUUUAUCCCCCAACUAUCCUUAAAAGAGCUGCGGGGUCAAAAAUUGUGUUUCAAGCUUUCCCCUCUCAACUUUUUCUGAGCAUUCGUUGCCUGGACUAUUAGCUUUUCAACUGGAAAAUUAAUUUCAUCCAAUUAGAUUAAUACUGUUAAGCCAAAUAUUAUUUUUAUUGGAUUAAUAAAGUAAAUAGAAGUUGUUCAACCUUGUAUGAAAUAUAUAAUUAUUAUUAACACGUCGAGUGCGGCUGCUCAAUGUGCUCAUAUUAUUCAUUGGGCUACCUAAUUAUGGAUGAAAUAAGCAUUGAUCACAUUACGUUAUUAUAGAGAUAAAUUACAAAAAUUGAAAUAAUAUCAUUGAUGAUGUUACACCAAAUUCAAUUUAACACCUAAUGAUAAUGUUGAUUUCUCGUAUCGUUUCCCGUGUCAAAAUUGCCUUGUUCCUUUACGUUAUUGAGAGUUUUGAAUGUGAAAUAAUUCACAUGCCUUGUGUAUUGUGUAUCAGUAUUAUUGAAUUCUUAUAUAUUAUAUGUUGUAUUGGAGUGACUAAAGUAUAAUAAUGAUUAUAAGAAUAAAAUUUGCAAUAAUAAAUGAUUUAAAAACAAUGUGUAGGCUAAUUCUGUAUCAUGUGAGACAUAUGUGUUGUGAUAAUAAAUAGUAAGUUAUGAUUAUGAA